Molecule: messenger RNA, 2413 nt
Organism: Mytilus trossulus (common blue mussel)
Lineage: Eukaryota; Metazoa; Mollusca; Bivalvia; Mytilida; Mytilidae
Exons: 4
Coding region: 368-2263 (631 amino acids)
Source: RefSeq, a predicted model, not a curated record
AAUAAUUAUUUUCUUCUUCUAGGAAUGGUUUAGAAUAUAAAACAUGCAACAAUACGUGACCAUAUGUAUAUGCGUAUAGAUUAUGUAGAUGAAAAAGACAUCUUCUCGUUAAAAUUAUUUUUGAUUGAGUUGCACAAUGCCUUACAACAAAAAUUAAAAGCCAAACGAUUUUUGAAAUCCUGUAAUGUAUGAACUACCAUGUGUUAUUGAAUGUAAACCGUAUGACGUUGUGGUACUACACCUACGGUUAAAGGCCAUGUGGAAAAGAGAAACAAUUUGUAAACUUUCAAAACGGUAGACUCAAUAGGACCAAAAGGAAAAGAAACACGUUCUGAGGCCUUAGGACCAGAUAUUAUAUACCGUCUUGAUGAAUCUGUCUCCGGUAAUUAUAUCAGCGCUGGUUCAAUUCUGCCUGGGAUUAGGGUGGUAUGAUGGAUCUGGUUACCAUAUAUUCACCACUAAAUACCUGAAGAAACACAUACCAAGGACAUAUCACUCAUCAACUUUUCCAUUAUGGAAAAAACAUUUUUUCUGGAGAAAAAGGCGGAUGGCUGAGACGGGAAGUAAUUAUAAACAAAAUGAUGUUUUUCUUUUCAACAGAAUACCAGCCAGGAAAAGAUUUUUUCAAUUUUCACCUUAUUUUCCAAGUCAUUCUGAAAAAUUAAGAAGCAAAUCAAAUUCUGAAGUUCGCAAAGAUAAAUCUAGAGUGAGAUUUAAUGACUUAACAUUCUAUAGCAAUGACUAUGCUAGUAAUGCAUUUGUUCGUCGUAACUUUAUUCGUCCACCGUAUUACAUGUUUCAUUUAAAGUCUCCCCUUAUGUAUUUAACACAUCUAAAUGACGUAGGUCAUAUGCAUUCAGGCACGUCCGAAAAUCAACCAACAAAUGUUAACAAAGCAAGAGAGUUAUCCAGAAAGCCUCUUUUAGAAGAUAGCUUACGUUUACUUAGAAGUAGAGGUAGUACUAGCUUAGAUAAAAACUAUGAGUAUACUGAUCCUAUGUUAGUUCUUGAAAACAGUAAUACAAAUAUUUUAAAUACGGUAGCUAAUUUUAGAGGGAAACAACAUUCACAAAUUAUUAAUCCUGUAUCGAAACUAUCGACAAAUGAAGAGAACUUUGAAGAUAGACCGAACAAUGUUCCACAGCAACAAUUUCAAGCUUCACGAUCCGUAUUUGAGAAUUUACAUGAAACUAUAAAUGACAGGAUAUUGAGACCGUAUCUGAAAAGCACAGAUGUCCAACAAUUAAAAGAACAUGGCUUUGGAUAUUUCGACCAACAAAAACCAGACAACUCUAAUAAAAAUGCUGAAACUUCACAUCAUUCCAACACUGAUUUGAUAAAAGCACUUAAUAAUGGUAACGAUAUUGAAAGUUCUGUUUCCAAUAAUAAUGGUUUUCUAAGUAAAAAUGAUAACCAACUUGACACCUUUAUUUUAAAAAAUCAAGAUUUGUACUUUGAAAAUGAACAUAGUAAACAUUCUGGUGUUUUGAAAAUGGAUAUACAUGAUGGUAAGGAUAAAGAUUAUCCACAAGAGCCGACUAUUGAAACAUUUCUUCCGUCGAGUAAUUCAGGCUUUUUUAAAAUGGAUGCAGAAUCUGAAACUUUUCCCGAAAAACAUCCAGGUUUUUCGGAUAAGGAUAUCUUAUUAAAACCAACUUUAAAAGAAAAUGCAGGAACGCUAACAGAAUCAAGUUUUGGUAAAUUAAAGGAUUAUCCAUAUUUUCCAAUAACUUUUCACUCGUCUAACCUGGCAAAACCGACAGCGCAGUAUGAAAACCAACACUCUAAACACAUGUUGAACAGUUUUGGAGAUUUUGACACAGAACAAGAAUUACCUAGUAUAAAUGAAAAAUCCUUCUUGAAACCAUUAUAUAAUAAUAAUCAUCCCAAAUCCAGAUCAAACCAAUUAGGUUUUCAAUCUUCUAUACCAACAGAAAGAACGUUAUUUAAUCCAAGCAACAUACAUUUCCACAAUAAGCCUUUAGAAUUUCCAAAUCAAGGAUCAAGAUCAUCUCAUCUGAUGGACGGAUCUGAUACUGGUAGCGGAUUUCAAGAUAGUACAGGUGGAAUGUUCGUAAACAUGGCAGAAGAAGGGUCCUUUAAUAAUGAAGAUAGUGGAUGUAAAGGUAUAACCACACAGACAUGCAAUGAUGACAAGGAGUGUAACUGUUAUGGAAGCUUCUUUUGCAUUGAAGGAAAAUGCUCAAUGAUGACAGCAUCAAAUAGCGAUGAUACAGCAAAAAGUGGACAGUUCUGGGAGUGACAACGUACAGCACAGAAAACAUUUGUUAUUAAAUUGUUUAAAAUUGUUUACUGUUUGAAAUUUAAAAAAAAUAUCUGUUAACUUGUAACGAGAAUGUCAAAAGUAUACAAACACGUGUUUAUGAAUUUUAAUAAAUCUUUUCCGACGGUA